Molecule: messenger RNA, 1230 nt
Organism: Ceraceosorus guamensis
Lineage: Eukaryota; Fungi; Basidiomycota; Exobasidiomycetes; Ceraceosorales; Ceraceosoraceae
Product: NGG1p interacting factor 3
Exons: 7
Coding region: 1-1230 (409 amino acids)
Cellular component (GO): cytoplasm; mitochondrion
Source: RefSeq, a predicted model, not a curated record
AUGCCGGAGGACCAUUCAUGGAUGGGCCCCUUGCAGGCCACGCUGCCAAAGUCCUUCCAAAGGAGCGCGACGUUGGAGGAUGAGCUGCUUGAAGAUGUGCUCCGAUCUAUGCACGUCAUUGCACCUCUUGCGCUUGCGGAUACCACUUGGGACAACGUUGGGCUCAUCAGUCAAGCUCCCGUGCCUCGCAAAGGUGCGGACAAGGUGUACCUCGCCAUAGACUUGACGGAAGAGGUAGCGAACGAUAUUCUCUCCAAACCCAAGGUCGGAGCUGCGGUCAUCUAUCAUCCAAUCAUAUUUCGACCCCUCAAGUCUCUUACGCUUGCUGACUCUCAGCAACGAUCGCUGCUCAAGCUGAUUCAAGCGGGCGUCAGCGUGUACUGCCCCCACACAUCACUGGAUGCCGCAGUCGGAGGCAUGACUGACUGGCUCGCAAAGGCCGUAGCACAAUCCCCAUUCAGCGUCUUGGAGAGCUCAGAUUGGAGAGUGAACGAAUCCGCUGAUCAGCAAGAUUCGCAGUUACUGCGAAAUCUUGCUAUGCCCUUCACGAUAGCUACCAUACUCAAGGACGAGAGCACUGAGGAGCUGGAGUACAAUCCCGAUCUCAUUUUUGCAGGCUCACGGCCGGUGAUCAAGCCCAUCAUUCCAAGCGAAGCGAAACAAGCGGGCCAUGAGGGUGCGGGCAUGGGAAGGCUGGUGACCCUUCCGAAGCCUGACUUUCUAGACACGGUCAUCUCUCACAUGAGAGAGUUCGUCAAGGUCGGCACAGAGCAAUGGACUGGCGACUUCACAAACUUUGCUCGCGAUCUCCACGAUCCUGGCAACGUAGUCAGAGUAGCAAGAGCGGCACGGCACGAAAAUGGCUUCCAAGGGAAGCGCAUCAGCAAGAUCGCUGUUUGUCCAGGCUCUGGAGGGUCCAUCUUCAAGAAUGUGGAAGCCGACGUGUACGUCACUGGCGAACUUUCCCAUAAACACUCGAGCGUAGUCUUGCUCAACCACACCAAUUCCGAGAGACCAUAUUUGCCCAUACUCGCUCUUCGCCUGGGCGCAGCUCUCGAGCUCGCUCGCCACGGUCGUCAAGGGGCAUCGGGUCCCCCGCCCAGUGGGAAGCCAGCCCUACAACAGGCUCUCGAUCGCAUCGUCGUCGGCAACAAAGAUCGCGACCCGAUCGAAGAUGCCGGACCUAAACGUCCAAUGAGAACACUUCAGGAGAUGCUCUCGCCCAGCUAG